This is a messenger RNA of Telopea speciosissima, 759 nucleotides long. RefSeq names its product photosystem I reaction center subunit III, chloroplastic-like. The record is from RefSeq and is a predicted model, not a curated record. The transcript has a single exon. Gene Ontology annotation, biological process: photosynthesis. Lineage: Eukaryota; Viridiplantae; Streptophyta; Magnoliopsida; Proteales; Proteaceae. Gene Ontology annotation, cellular component: photosystem I; chloroplast thylakoid membrane; photosystem I reaction center. Bases 57 to 758 code for a protein of 233 amino acids.
UAUCUCCUCUGCCAUCCCCCUCUGCAGCUCUACCCAAACUCCUAAGAGAAAAAAAAAUGUCACUCACUAUACCCACCAGCUUCACCAAACCCAUUACCAAACCCCAAUCCCCCUUCACCUCCAAACCCAUCUCCAAAUCCAUCCUCUGUUCAACCUCAGACCCAUCAUCACCACCUCCACCCCCUUCAUCACAACCCCUCAAAUCCUUCUCAGCAGCUUUAGCCCUCUCUUCAAUCCUUCUCUCUUCCACUGCCGCGGCGCCUCUCCCAGCUUCAGCCGACAUCGCCGGACUCACUCCAUGCAAGGAAUCCAAGCAAUUCGCAAAGCGGGAGAAGCAACAACUCAAAAAGCUUGAAACAUCCAUGAAACAGUAUGCCCCGGAUUCAGCUCCGGCACUGGCACUUAAGGCCACUAUGGAGAAGACCAAGCGUAGGUUUGACAAUUAUGGUAAACAGGGACUCUUGUGUGGAACAGAUGGGUUGCCUCACUUGAUUGUGAGUGGCGAUCAGAGACACUGGGGUGAGUUUAUUACACCAGGGAUCUUGUUCCUAUACAUCGCUGGGUGGAUCGGGUGGGUGGGUCGGAGCUACCUGAUUGCGAUCCGAGAUGAGAAGAAACCUACCCAAAAGGAGAUCAUCAUUGAUGUUCCCUUGGCGACGAGAUUGUUGUGGAGAGGGUUCAUCUGGCCUGUGGCUGCUUACAGAGAGUACUUGAAUGGUGACCUCGUCGUUGAUGAUGCUGACGUCACCGUUGUGUAAA